AAGCGCUUGGGAAGUCCAAGUUGGCAGCAUCUAGAGACAGUCCCCAGCCAAGAGCGGGCCGUCCGUCCGAGCCAUGGCCAAGGCCGCCCUGCGAGGGGACGGGCCCGGCCCGGAGAACUUCCGCCAGCGGUUCCGUCGUUUUCGGUUCCAGGAGGCGGCGGGGCCCCGCGAGGCCUUCAGCCAGCUCUGGGGGCUGUGCUGCCGCUGGCUGCGGCCCGAACUGCACAGCAAGGAGCGGAUCCUGGAGCUGCUGGUGCUGGAGCAGUUCCUCAGCGGCCUGCCCGACGGGCUGAGGGCCUGGGUGCGGGACCGCUGCCCCCAGAGCGGGGAGGAGGCCGUGGCCGUCGUGGAGGAGCUGGAGAGGAUGCCCCACAGGCCCGGGCAGCCGGGACCAGUCCGUGGGCAUGGGCAUCCAGUGCCCUCCGAGAAGGCGGCACCCCUCAGGGGGGCUCGGGAACCGCUGAGGGUCCAGAAGGAGCGGGUGAGGAGCCCACACCGGCGGGCCCAGGAGGAACCCGGCCUGCAGGAGAAAGCCCUCCCUCUUCAGAGGAGCGGGGAUAAGCGAGGAGCGGCGAGAAGAGAGAGGAGAGCGUGCGCAGAGCAGGAGCUGUGGAGCCUGGAGGAUGAAAAGGUGGUAGGGGUGCACUGGGGCUUCGAAGAGACCAAGACCUUCCUGGCCAUCCUCAGCGAGACGCAAUUCUACGAGGCCCUGCGCAACUGCCACCGCAACAGUCAGCUGUACGGCACCGUGGCAGAGCGACUGCGGGAGUUCGGCUUCCUGCGCACGGCCGAGCAGUGUCGCACCAAGUUCAAGAGCCUUCAGACCAGCUACCGCAAGGUCAAGGGCGGUCUACCCCCGGACACCUGCGCCUUUUUCCGGGAGAUGGAUGCCCUGGUGAGCUCCCGGGCCCCGGAGCCACCCGUGGGCAGCCUGGAGGAUGAGGAGGAGGAGGAAGACGAGGAGGAGGGGUGGGAGGGGCCGGACCACUCCGGGCCCGAGGGCAGCGACGCUGAGCCGGAGGAGUCGGGGGCCUGGCGAAACGAUGAGGCAGCCGGGGAAGACGACUCUGACGGCGAGGAGAUGGGUUUGGAUGAGGUGACGCGGGCGCCUGAGAGCCCCAGCGCUCCCGUCCUAUUCCAGAGCCUGAGUGGGGUGCACUGGGGCUUUGAGGAGACCAAGACCUUCCUGGCCAUCCUCAGCGAGACGCAGUUCUACGAGGCCCUGCGCAACUGCCACCGCAACAGCCGGCUGUAUGGCACCGUGGCGGAGCGGCUGCGGGAGUUCGGCUUCCUCCGCUCGGCCGAGCAGUGUCGAACCAAGUUCAAGAGCCUCCAGAAGAGCUACCGCAAGGUCAAGGGCGGCCUCUCCCAGGACACGUGCGCCUUCUUCCGGGAGAUGGAUGCCCUGGUGAGCUCUCGGGCCCCGGAGCCACCUGUGGGCAGCCUGGAGGAUGAGGAGGACGAGGGGGGCAGUGACACCGAGUCGGAGGAGCUGGGUGCCUGGCGACCUGGUGACGCGGCGGAGGAAGACGACUCUGACGGCGAAGAGAUGGGUUUGGAUGGGGUGACUUGGGCCCCCAGGAGCCCCAGCACGCCCGUCCUGUUCCGGAGCCCGAGCGGGUUUUUGUUCCCGGCUCCCAAUCCUGCCAUGGGGGCCGGGCUGUGCUGGGGAGGCUUCCUUCUGUCAGCCCACAGCGGCCUGAUGCCCGCCGUAUUGCCCCACGGAGCUCAGGCUCCACUUGCCCUGGCCCUCAGCCUUCGCUCCCCGGUGGCCCUCACUCGCCCCUCACCCCUCAGCCUCUGCUCCCUGGGUCACAGGGCUGCAGACCUUGUCCCCCAAGGGCCUAAGGGCUUCGAGGCCGGCUACGAGGGUCAGCCAGUGCCUCAGCGGGACAUUUCGGAGGAGGUGGAGCUGCACAGGAUCUUGCUGGGGCGGUCGGGGCGCAGGAUCCCCCCACGCGUGGCCCUGGGGCCGGGGCGGAAGCCCAGUGCCAGCGAGAGGCGGGGGAAGGUGCUGGCCCAGGAGAGGGUCUCCCGGCCGGGCGGGAGGGGCGCAGGGCAGCCACCCCCCGCGGCCGGGCCCCCGGGCCCCCCGGGCCCGAGCCCGAGCCCGAACCCGUACCGGUGUGGCGACUGCGGCAAGAGCUUCGGACGGAGUGCCCGGCUGGUCCGGCACCGCCGGAUCCACACCGGCGAGAAGCCAUACCACUGCCCGGACUGCGGCCGGCGUUUCCGGGACAGCUCCAACCUGAUCACCCACCGGCGCACGCACACGGGAGAGCGGCCCUACGGCUGCCCCGACUGCGGAAAGCGGUUCAGCCAGAGCUCCAGCCUGGUCAUCCACCGGCGCACCCACACCGGCGAGAAACCCUAUGCCUGCACCCAGUGCGGCAAGCGCUUCGGCAACAGCUCCCACUUCAGCGCCCAUCGGCGCACCCACACGGGCGAGAAGCCCCACGCCUGCCCUGACUGCGGCAAGCGCUUCGGCAAGAGCUCGGACCUGCGCGCCCACCGCCGGACGCACACGGGCGAGAAGCCCCACGCCUGCCCCGACUGUGGCCGUGGCUUCGGCAAGAGCUCGGCCCUCAACAAGCACCGGGCGAUCCACGCCGUGGAUGGGCCCCGCCCCCGGCCACCCACGGGGCCAAACUAGAUCCCCCACGCCUCCAGGGCUGUUCUGCCCUGUGGGCCUCCCUCAGGGUCCGGACCUGGAUCGCCCUUGAGCUGGGGCUGGAAGGGAGCCUAGGGUCCGGCCUGCUUCAGGGUUGAGUGCAGGGUGCGGUGCAGCCUCCCCGAGGAACCCGGGAGAGGAAGGAAGCCUGGGUGGGGGUGGUGGGUAGGGCCUCGAGCAGCACUGGCUUGGGACGUGCCGAGCGGGAUGUGAGUCUCCCCCUGUCCCUUCUGCCCUUUUCUUCCCUCUGCCGGGAUGCCCACGGUCCCCUGUGGCGGCGGCCUUGGCCUGGGGACCAUCUGGUAGGUACCCAGGCAGUUUUGCUAGUGAGGGUGAACCCAGUGGGAAGUGGGGGAGGUGAGUUAUUCAUGUUCCCCCCACAACCAGGAGCCACCACCAGAAUAUUUUUUGGGCUUCCCUUUUCUCACCACUGCCCCUCACCGUGUCUCCCCAGUCACCUCAGUCCCCGAGUCCCGGAGAGGGAGCCAGUGGGCUGGGGCCUCCUGGGGCUAGGACAGGAGAGCCUCCCUUCUUCCUUGGACUCCCAAGUGCCUUGGGUGGGCAUUUGCCCUCUGUGCGGGCCCAGUGACCGGUAGUGCAGCUGGGACAGACAGGAGCUGCAGCCCCACUCUUACCACUCAGAGGACGGGGGAGCCGGGGGGCUUCCCCCCACAGGUCGAGAGGCGUCCUCUCCACCGCUCGCUGUUUCCAUGUACUUGUGAGGGGUACAUCGGCAGGCCCGCCCCCACCCCCAUCCUGUGCCCCCUGCAGUGCUGGCUCCCAGGGUGUAGCUGCUGCUCCCAUUCCCACUUCCCUUGGGCGGGAUCUGGGCCUUUGACGGGACCCAAGGGCUUCCCUGGAGUUUUCUGACUGGUUCGCCCUGCUGUACGCUUUGGCCCCACAACCAAACUGCAACCUGGGUGCCCCGUCCACCUGCGUCGGGUGGGGCUGACCCCUCGGGGUCGGCCCGUCUACAUGCCACGGGCUAUGUGUGGGGGGGACAACGUCCAUGCUAAACAAGUAUGCUGGAAGUAAAACC
Messenger RNA from Tachyglossus aculeatus (Australian echidna), 3710 nucleotides. RefSeq names its product zinc finger and SCAN domain containing 29 (gene ZSCAN29). Lineage: Eukaryota; Metazoa; Chordata; Mammalia; Monotremata; Tachyglossidae. The record is from RefSeq and is a predicted model, not a curated record. Gene Ontology annotation, biological process: regulation of transcription by RNA polymerase II. Gene Ontology annotation, molecular function: DNA-binding transcription factor activity, RNA polymerase II-specific; RNA polymerase II cis-regulatory region sequence-specific DNA binding. The coding region runs from base 74 to 2653 and encodes 859 amino acids. The transcript has 10 exons.